GCAGUUAAAUGGCAUGGAGCUGAACGGUAAAACAUUAAACGUCGAACUGGCCCGAAUCAGGGAGUCACAGCCACCUAAAACGGCUAAAAAAUCAAGCGAGGACAAACCAAAGCGAAGUGGCGAGAGAAAGAGGGACAACAGAACUCGUAUGAGCAAAGAGGAACGAGAAGAGAAGAGACAAACAUUGCCUGAUUCCGAAACGCUUGUGUUUGUCGCCAAUCUUCCGUUUUCUUAUGAGGACGAGGAAUUAUCCAAGGCCUUUGAAGGAUUCAGUGUGACCUCAGCUAAAGUCAGCAAACGAUACAACGGCAAAAGCAGGGGCUUUGGUCUGGUGGAAUUCGAGACCCAUGAAAUGCAGCAGAAAGCCAUCCAGACUGUUAGCGAACUAGACGGGCGUGAGAUUAUCAUUCGUGUGGCCAAGAUUGAGCAGGAGAAGCAGCCCAGAGCAUCCACGGGUACGAGUAAUAAUAGCAAACCUGCGGCAUCUGGUGCAGAGGAUGAGUUGCACGAUACAGACGACACGGAGGUCAAGCCUGAGUAGUUAGAGAAUGUGGCCGAGUAGGUGUGGAAUGCGGCCGAGUAAGUGUGUACUGUAUUCGGUCGAGGGGAGGGUAGAUGUAUACUGUAUAAGGGAUGGGCACAUAGAGGCUUUGGCCGUGGAUAGGCAGGAGUUCAGUAAGUGGGUAGGGAUACUCAUAAGAACGUGACAGUUCUUCUGCUUGUGGGUGUUUGUGUGUUGGGCCACAUCUCAGCAGUCGCAGAUGAAGAUGUAUCAGGGAAUAUUUACUUUUGCAAGUAUGUGGCUGAGAUGGGAAUGAAAUAAAGACUGAAAAAUAAGUUCACGCGU
Messenger RNA from Sphaeroforma arctica JP610, 847 nucleotides. RefSeq lists its product as hypothetical. Gene Ontology annotation, cellular component: cytosol. The record is from RefSeq and is a predicted model, not a curated record. Gene Ontology annotation, molecular function: mRNA binding. Lineage: Eukaryota; Ichthyosporea; Ichthyophonida. The coding region runs from base 14 to 541 and encodes 175 amino acids. The transcript has 4 exons.